Messenger RNA from Notodromas monacha, 1731 nucleotides. NCBI's taxonomy places the organism in Eukaryota, Metazoa, Arthropoda, Ostracoda, Podocopida, Cyprididae. The record is from the annotation of a GenBank genome assembly.
AGAUGAAUAUUUCUUGUGUGUGGAAUUGACAGUGUUGGAUUAUUUUAACUUUCGGAUUGAGAAAAAUAACCCCUCUUUGAACAUGCGUUCUUGACCGGCACCAAUAACAGGCCAACAAAAAAUCUUUUCUGUGGUGGUGAAAAGGUACACGAUUGAGGCAAAUCUCCCCGUGAUUUCAUCUCCUUACAAAACACCCGCACGCUGGGAUAAACAGAGGGAUCGAUCAAGUCACUGCUGAAAAAGCAAUAAGAUUAUUAAGCUCCAGCAGGGUUUAACAAAUCCACACAGAAUUCAUCAGGAUAUAGAAAGAAAAACAUAUUCUCAAGGUACUCGGAACAAUGGAAAUGUCGAAAAUAAUGGAAAGAAGGAAACUGCUGAGCAUCACGCUACUACUGUCAUUCGCAUAUUUUACAUCUUCCUGGAGAAUCUUCAACUAUCGCAAUAAUAACCGAGUGAAUGAAACCGAAAAAUGCCUGGGUGUGUUUCAAAGCAACGGCAGCUUGAAAAGUGAUCUCAAGUGGGAAUUGUCACAUUGCAAACUCAAGAUUUUCCCGCAAAUGGACUCGGGAUCGUGUCUCAAGCGCAGAUUCGCCAACAAGCUCAACAACCAUUUCUUCUUUUUCGGAGACUCCACCGUUCGGAACAAGGCCAUUGCCCUGGCAAAGUUCUUCAAUCUCACAUUGGAAUGCAAGGGCAAUUGCCACGAUUUCAGAAUGGUGAUCAAUAUGCACUGGGAUGAUGCAGACUCAAACACGACCAUCGACUACCUUCUGAAUCCCUACUUCAACCCCUACAUGAAGCUUCCUGAAGGUACACGCACAGUCCUGUUUGGAGGUGCAGUGUGGUAUAGCCGUCCACCGGAGGAUUGGACAUACUACAAAGACCGGUACUUUGACCUGACACAUCUUCCUAUACCGGUAAAACUUGAAGUACACAAAGAAAGACUCGACAGACUGCUGAACCACCUCAUCACAUUCUGGAAAAUAGAGACCAUCAUCUGGAUUCUUCCCGAAACGAUGCACGGCAAAUUGAUUCCGUUCAACAAACACAUCGACACUUACAUCCAGCAAAGUCUCGAAGUGAUUUCAAAUAAGUACCGGGACACGGUGAUCGUAUGGUCCAGUUGGAGGCUGUUCUUCGACCAGCUCAAAAAUACCGGACGGUUCGGGACUAUUAUGAGCGAUGAUAUGCAUGUGAAGGACCAAUACCAGUUCCCCGGGAUGCAGCCAUUGCUGAAUUUCCUGUGCAACCCAGUUGAUGAAACACUUGGCUCGGAUUACUGCUGCUGUCACGGAUCCAAUCUGAUCCUCUGAAAGAAAAGAAGAAACAUCUUCGACUCGACUUUUCUGCUAGUAUAUACUUCAACAAGUUUCAUGAACAAAAUGGCUCUAAUAUCAUUCAACCAUAACAAAUAACAAUAGUAAGAAUGAAAAAUGAAAAGAAAAAUUUCAAAAUUCUGACGUACUCUGAAGAUACUUGAUGUCCCUGAAAAUGAAACAUCCUGAAAAACCCACCAGCAGGGGGAAUAAAAAAAAAAUAGUGAUCGGGAAAUGCAACAAAAUCUGUCUCUGUGAUCCCUUUCUCAAUAUAAUGUUGCUGCAGUAUAGGCACAAGGGUUUUUUUUUUUUUUUUUUUUUUUUUUGAGUGGGCUAGUGGUAUAUAUAUAUAUAGGCACUGUGUUUGGCUGUCAUUUCGGGGGCAACAGAUGGAAAUAAAUCAACAGAAACGAGG